Messenger RNA from Parasteatoda tepidariorum (common house spider), 1269 nucleotides. NCBI's taxonomy places the organism in Eukaryota, Metazoa, Arthropoda, Arachnida, Araneae, Theridiidae. The record is from RefSeq and is a predicted model, not a curated record.
AUGUUGUGGCAAUUCGUAAUCUCUUUGAUUUAUUUCAUAGACAAAACUCCAUUUUCACAGCAGCCCGUUGGGCAAAGCCCCAGCAUACCGUUAGAGAUAAGAUAUCAUGGACCACAAUCAUCACAAGAUGAGGACUUCAAUGUCAGGGAUUGUCCUGCCAACUCCCACUACACAACAUGUGGCACAGCAUGUCCACUGACAUGUGAGAACUACCUAAACCCACCCAAGAUAUGUAUUCUUGUAUGCAAGAUCGGAUGCAAAUGCGAUGAAGGUUACGUUUUGAAGGAUGGUAGCUGUGUAUUGCCAGAACACUGCCCAGCUCAAGCCGUUGAAAAAUCAUGCAGUGGUGAAGCUGAACCUGGUGUGUGCAAAGGUCACUUCCCAUCUUGGUAUUUCGAUACCAAAUCUGGCAUCUGCAAACGAUUCAUUUAUGGAGGAUGCGGAGGUAACGGUAACAGAUACGCCACUGAGCAGGAAUGCUUACAAACUUGCACUGCCAUUGAAAAGUCAUGCAGUGGGGAACCUGAAACUGACGUGUGUGAUGCUUACUUUCCUUCUUGGUAUUACGAAAGCAAAUCUGGCAGUUGCAAACGAUUCGUUUAUGGAGGAUGCGGAGGUAAUGGUAACCGAUACGACACUGAAGAGGAAUGCUUACAAACUUGUUCUGCCUCAACCAAUUUGGGUGUAUGCUUCUUGACCGCUGAAAGAGGUCCGUGCUAUGGUUUAUUCCAUCGAUAUGCUUUCGACAGGAGAACUGGUCAAUGCAAAGAAUUCAUCUACGGUGGAUGCGGUGGCAACGGAAACAACUUCAUUACUCUUGAAGAGUGCGAAAAUACUUGUCUAGUUCAAAGAGCCUUAGAUCGCCCAGAUUGUGACAAGAAGGCUGACCCCGGUUUCUGUUCUGCUUACAUCCCCCGUUAUUAUUACGACCAAGAAGAGGGUAUGUGCAAGAAGUUCAUCUACGGUGGUUGUGGAGGAAACCGAAACAACUUCGCCACUGAAGAUGAAUGCAACAACAAAUGUGGACCUUUGGUAGCCCCCAAGGUUGAGUUGUGCGAGCAAGAGAAAAAGACUGGACCUUGCCGAGGAUACUUCCCUAGAUACUACUACAACAAGCAGACCGGAGAAUGUGAAAAGUUCAUUUAUGGAGGUUGUAGAGGAAAUGACAACAACUUCUCCUCACAGGACAACUGCGAACAAGUUUGCAAAGGUGUGUACUUGAACUUGUUUUAAUUAAACUAAGCUAUUGUCUAAACAUUAAGGUGAAUU